GUGAACGAUGCAUCACUAUUACUGGUUUCCAGGGGUAACCAUAGCGGUGAAACAUUCUAGCAUCUCAAUGUUAGCCGCUUUGGCGUAACGCUGCGUGUAUUAUACAACACACACACACACACACACACACACACACACACACACACAAAAGUUUCGUUUGGUGCUAUUUAAUGAUUUUAUAUGGAAAGCUUAACAUAUUGACAUGCUAGUUAGCCAGCUAGCUUUUGGGAUAACGCUAAAUUUCCACCAGCUAGCAUUAGUAACGUUAACUACCUAGCAUUGUCUCUCUUAACUAAUUAGCUAAUAGUUCAUUAUCUGUAGUUAGUGUAAACGCUAAUAUAGAGCCGUGACCGUUUUUGAGGUGUUUUUUUUUUUUUUUUUUAAAUCUAAUUCGGUAAAAUGUUCACGGAUGAAUCUCUCGAUAUUGUCGGGUUUCAAUCAUCGUGGAAAAAGUCGCACCGACAGACUCAGGACUCGAAGACGUGUCAGACCAUCCCGGUUCACACGGCCGAGGCUGAGACGCAAGUCAGGAGUGUGUUAAGCAGCAGCACGCAGACCGAUCCUCCAGAGAACCUCACUGAUCAGCUCACGCUCCGCUCGGAUCUGCCGGCCGAGCUGCCCGGGCUGAGGGAUUUCCUGCACCGUGUGGAGGACCUGGUCAUCCAGGAGCUGGUGAAGAACUCAAAGAGCCACGCUUUUGAUGGGUAUGAAGUGAACUGGACUGAUCAGCAUGAGACGAUGUCAUGUUUAUUCAGGCUUGGGUACAGUGAAGCUCGGGACAGGGGGCUGCAGGUGACCAGCGUAUCCUGGAACUGCACCGGUUCUGUUAUCGCGUGUGCUUUUGGCCGUGUCGAUGACGGUGACUGGAGCACUGAGAGGUCGUACGUGUGCACAUGGAAUCUGGACCGUAGAAGAGUGAACCCGAAACAGCCCGACACGGUCAUAGAGACGGCAACACCCGUCAUGUGUGUGUCCUUCCAUCCACUGCAGCCGUCUCUGAUUGCAGGAGGGCUGUACAGUGGAGAAGUGAUGGUGUGGGAUUUGAGUCGCACUCAGGAUCCUGUUUUGGCUCAAACAGGGAUGUGUUCAGAUACACACAAAGAGCCGGUAUAUGAGGUGAAGUGGGUCCCAGGGCCUCGUCGAGGAGAGAUGGUGGUUGUAAGUGCGUGUUCAGGAGGUCGAGUCCUGCGCUGGAGUGUAGAUGGAGCAGAAGGUAAACUGACUCUAACGGCUGGAUUUGCGUUUGUCAGGCAGCAGCUCCCUCUGAGGCGAUCAGCCAACAGGGUGAGAGGCGACAUGGCUGUAGGCGUGACGUCUCUCGCGCUCUCACCCUGGGACUCGGACAUGUUCUUGGUGGGCACUGAGGGGGGUCUGGUGCUCAAGUGUUCCUUCAGCAGUCAGACGGUGGCAGCGGUGCCCCCUGAUGGUGAGAGUGUGACACUACAUGCUCCUGCACAGUUCUCUUUCUCACCGCGAGCCGGUCCUGUUCAGUCGCUCCACUUCUCCCCCUUCCACAGGAACCUGUUUGUGAGUGUGGGGACAGACGGCAUGGCGCAUGUCCACAGCGUCCUGCAGCCUGGUCCCCUGCUGUCCCUGCGUGUUUCUGACUCGUACGUGUUUGGAGCACGGUGGUCGCCCGUUCGCCCACUAGUGUUCGUUGCAGUCACUGGGCAAGGUGUGUUGCAGGUGUUUGAUUUGGGUCAGAAGUGUCUCAGACCAGUGGCCACCGUUGAGCAGGACACUGGGGGUCAGUGCGUUCUGUGUGUGGAGUUUAACCAGCAGCAGCUCCUGGCGGUGGGGAAUGCAGACGGUACGGUGAACAUCUGGCAGCUGAGUGCCGAGUUCACUGAGCAACGGCCCAGAGAGAGUGCCAUCCUGCAACAGCUCGCAGAUGAUGUACCCGAGUGACCAGGCUUUAGGGUGGAGUCCAGGACGGAGAACUCGUCCCGCUCAGUGAUCUGAGCGCUCUUUGACCUGAUCCUGUGGGAGAAUUCAGGAGGUUGGGAAAUUUAACCAUUAUUGAGCGAGGCCCUAACCCUCUCUGCUCCAGGGGCGCUGUAUCAUGGUUGACCCUGCACUCUGACCCCAACUUCCUGGCAUGCUGGAGUAUGUGAAGAAAAGAAUUUCACUGCACUGUAAUGUAUAUGUGACCAAUAAAGACUAUCAUUCUGACACGAAAAUGUUCACACUUUGUUUACUAGAUAAAAAUGGCAGUUGCAGUCUAACAUUUGCACAUACAGUGCUGUGAAAAAGUAUUAGCCCCAUCCUGAUUUCUUCUGUUUUUGUGUAAAUAUUAUACUAAAUAGUUUUAGAUUUACAAAUGAAAUGCAUUCUGAGUAAACAUAAAAUGCAGUUUUUACCUAUUUUGUUUUUUAUCGAAGCAAAAUAAAAAGUUAUCCAACACUGA
Molecule: messenger RNA, 2407 nt
Organism: Ictalurus punctatus (channel catfish)
Lineage: Eukaryota; Metazoa; Chordata; Actinopteri; Siluriformes; Ictaluridae
Gene: dync2i2
Product: dynein 2 intermediate chain 2
Exons: 9
Coding region: 400-1908 (502 amino acids)
Biological process (GO): intraciliary transport
Cellular component (GO): ciliary plasm; cytoplasmic dynein complex
Molecular function (GO): dynein heavy chain binding; dynein light chain binding
Source: RefSeq, a predicted model, not a curated record